Molecule: messenger RNA, 1149 nt
Organism: Lodderomyces elongisporus
Lineage: Eukaryota; Fungi; Ascomycota; Pichiomycetes; Serinales; Debaryomycetaceae
Exons: 1
Coding region: 1-1149 (382 amino acids)
Cellular component (GO): cytoplasm
Source: RefSeq, a predicted model, not a curated record
AUGACAGAACUAGAUGAGAUACCAGAAUUGGUUGCUGACUUACCAGAGAAUGGUCAAAUCAAGACAGAAAAAGUUGUUCCUCAAGAGUUUGUACCACUGUCGCUGACACCUUUGGAAGUUACGCGCAAGAUCCCCAUCACAAUAGUUACGGGGUACCUCGGGUCAGGCAAAUCUACACUUCUUAAACAGAUUGGGUUAAAGACAAAUAAACGAUUAGCAAUCAUCUUGAAUGAGUUUGGAGACUCUUCAGUUAUUGAGAAAUCAGUCACUAUACAAGAUCAAAAUGAAAGUGUUCAAGAAUGGCUAGACAUUGGGAAUGGAUGUCUCUGCUGCACUGUCAAAGAUAAUGGUGUUACUGCAAUUGAAAACUUGAUUCAAAACUCCAAGGAUAAAAUCGAUUAUAUCUUGUUGGAAACCACUGGUGUUGCGGAUCCUGCGCCUAUAGCAAAGAUGUUCUGGCUAGACGAUGCACUUGCGUCGAAUAUUUAUAUCGAUGGAGUUGUGACAGUGUGCGAUGCCAGCAAUAUUGUCAAGUGCUUGGAUGACGUUGGUGGUCAUUGGCACAAGGAACAAAAUUUUGAAACAAUUGAAGGCGAGGAGGGGAUAACAACGGCGCAUUUGCAGCUUGCAUUAGCAGAUGUAGUUUUAUUAAACAAAUCAGAUAAAGUUGAUGACUUGCUGGAGAUUGAAAAGAGGAUAAGAUCUGUCAAUGAAGUUCCACCUAUUAUCCCCACUUCAUUUGGAGACGUUGAUACUGAUAAAAUAUUGGAUUUGCAUUCUUUUGAUGCCAACACGAGAUUACUACCAUCCUCAGAAACUUACGCUUCUUUCCACGAUCAUCGAAUCACUACAGUAACUGUUGACUUUCCAUUUUUCAAAGAUCCAAGCAGUUUCGAAAAACUUGAGAAAUUCUUACAACAAGUGCUUUGGGAAUCAGAAGCUAAUGGGAAACCAAUAGAAGUGCACAGAUUAAAAGGAAUACUAGUUUGCGGUAAAGAAGAUGUGCGUGUUGUUCAGGGAGUACGAGAGACUUAUGAAAUCAUUGAGAAUGGGGUAUUAUUAGAUGGAGUAGACCAAAAUAAGCUUGUGUUUAUUGGUAAAGAUUUGAACCUAGAAGAUUUGAAGGUAGAAUUGUGUAAAUAUAUAUAG